Molecule: messenger RNA, 307 nt
Organism: Funneliformis caledonium
Lineage: Eukaryota; Fungi; Glomeromycota; Glomeromycetes; Glomerales; Glomeraceae
Source: the annotation of a GenBank genome assembly
UUCUUUAAAUUUAUCAUUAUCUGCUCCUUGGAUUUGUGAAAUUAUUUGGGAAUCAUUAAUUGAACAAAUUCUUGUUUUAACAAAAAUAGUUGAUCAAUAUGCCAAUUUUUUGAAGAAGACCAAUGAACGUAUGCAUGAAAUUCACUAUAAUAGUGCACCAGCUAGAGAUCCUAGCAUAAAUCUAAAAGUAUAUACUAUAGAUGUUAGUUCUGAUAAUAUAAAAGAAGUUUAUAAAGAGCUAUCAAAUGUUUUAAGUUUUAAAGAUGAAUAUGAUUUUAUAAAUAUGAAACAUUAUUUACCAAAGGAU